Messenger RNA from Salvelinus fontinalis (brook trout), 4903 nucleotides. RefSeq names its product testis-expressed protein 2-like. The transcript has 8 exons. Gene Ontology annotation, cellular component: endoplasmic reticulum. NCBI's taxonomy places the organism in Eukaryota, Metazoa, Chordata, Actinopteri, Salmoniformes, Salmonidae. Bases 477 to 3356 code for a protein of 959 amino acids. The record is from RefSeq and is a predicted model, not a curated record. Gene Ontology annotation, molecular function: lipid binding.
GUUAUACAAUGUGGGUGUGUCAUAUGAUCACCUAAACAAAUACCUAGUCUCUAACAUGUUAAUCAAUCCCAGAGCAUAUAGGCUAGAGAUCAGAUGCCCGUUAGGCGUUCUGCCAUCGGAUCCGAUUUGAUUAUUCUGCCCUUGGAAAACGGAGAAUACUUUUUCUCGCUGUUUCUCACUGUAUUGGGCUGUCACUGGGAUUCACAUUCAGCGCUCAUCAUCACGUAUGUAGGCAGCUGUACUAUACGCAGAUUGAUUGUGGGAAAUCCAGGAUUAGUUACAGUGUGCAUCAGCAUCAAACACACCCGAUGUGGAUGAAAUGAACCGUCGAUACGGCCUCUAAAGCAGCAGCAUGAUCCAUGGCCUGGCUGUGUGUGUGAGUGUCAGUGAGGACCGACAGUGUUGCAGCCCAGGCCAGAGGCAGCAGAUUGAAUGCCACUGAAGUCUCAAGGCUGUGAGCCCUGUGGAGUGUGGUUAUGACCAGCCAGGGCAGCAACAGUAGCAGGAAGGACGGCCAUGCUGCAGACAGUACCCCCUCUUUCUCCACGCCCCCCCGCCCGCCCCCCGGCCCCAAGCUGCAGGUGCAGCGCUCCCUCUCCCGGGACACCAUCACCAUCCACUUCUCCGCCCUGGGACAAGAGGAGGACGAGGACGAGGAGCUGUAUGGGUUUGGGGCGUCUGUGUCAUCGUCCUCCGCAGGAGAGGAGUCAGAAGGGCUGGGUGUGAUGGGGGGGAGGACUGAGGACCAGGGCAUCGUGACGACCUUGGAAGCCAGCGAGGAGCUACUGUUUGAGGCUGGAGGGAUUGGGACCACCACUACCAUUGCUGUGUCCUCUACCACUCUACCCCACAGCCCAGCCCUGCCCAUCCUCCCCUCCUCCACGCACACCCCUCUCCAGUCCCCCCCCGCUUGCUCCUCCUGGCCCUCUGAUCACACAAGACCCAUGAUCCCUCCCACCUCCUCCUCCACCACCUCCUCCCCGUCUCGCCCUGCCCUGCCCUCCAAGCCUUUCCUCAGCCUCAGGUCCCUGUCCAAUGAAAUGAUGGUUGCCCCUCCUUCUUCUGCCGGACGCCACCGCCACCACCUGAUGAAGACAUUCGCCAAGUCUCUCUCCACGGACAACACCAGGCCAGACCACCAGGAGGCGCCCUCACCACCAUCUCUCUCCCAGCAGCGCCCACCUCCAGACUCCCGCGUCAACAACCUGCAGCUCUUCAAGCAGUUGGGCCAGCCGAUGGGCUCCACCACGUUAGGGGGGGGUGACUCCAAGACGGCCCCCUCCUCACCCCUCAACUCCCCGGCCGACGGGAGGUGUUUCUUCAAGGUGCAAGAGAUGGAGGCCAGGAUCGAGGAUACUAGGAGGCGUUUGUCGGAGGUCAUGUGUGAGCCAAUGCAGCUGUUCAGUAAGUUCAUGGGCGACGAGGCUGGAGGCGGGGCCGAGGGAGGGGGUACAGGAGGGGGUGCCUCCGCUACCCACCGCUCCCUCUCCCUCAGCGCCACGGAGCUCACAAACCUGGCAGGCCUCAAUGGGCAUGCAGAAAGCAACAACAGCUACAGCAUCAAAGAGGAGGGGGGCAACUCUGAAGGAGAGGAAGAGGAAGAGGAGACCCCUACUGGUGAAGCCUCAGCAGACUCUGUCUUCUCCUCUCCUCCAGCCAAGUCCUCCAGGACCUCCCGGGUCUCCUCCCCUCCUCCUCUCCCCAGGUCCUCCUCCCUCGCCCUGGGUCACUGCUCCAUGUCGGCCCUAGUCCGCCUGGAGGACGAGGAGUUUUGUGAGCUCUACAGUGGAGACUUUGAGUUCUGUACUGACACUGAGACACCGGAUGGGGAGCGGCCCGGGUCCCUGCAGAUCCAAACGGGAAGCACGGGCGUCUGCAGUGAAGCCGAGUCCGACGAAGAGGAGGAAGACUUACCAAACGUGCCCAUCACUGGCCUCCUCUUCUUCACGUGUCUAGUCUACAGUUACCUGGUAUUCCCCCUGCCACCCUAUUUGUGUGCGGUGGUGCAGGGGGUGGCAGCAGGGUUCAUGCUGGCUAUACUGGUGGUGUGGCUGUCGGCUCCGGAGGUCUCCAGCUGCAGUGGGACCAGGCAGGGCAGACGAAGGGGGGAGCAGUGGAACGUGGCCCAGCUGGAUAUCAAAGAACCUGGAAUCUUUAAGGGCUGGAUGAACCAGAUGUCCAGCUAUGACCUAGAAAUGUACCAUGCCACUCUGACCCACUCUGUGUAUGUACGUCUGGAGGGCUCCACCCUGCGCCUGUCCAAACCCAACCGCAACAUCGCCCGGCGGGCCACGCACAACGAGCCCAAACCUGACGUCACCUACAUCAGCCAGAAGAUCUACGACCUCACCGACAGCAAGAUCCACCUGGUGCCCCAGAGCCUGGCCAGGAAGCGCGUGUGGAACAAGAAGUACCCCAUCUGUAUCGAGCUGGCCAAGCAGGAGGACUUCAUGUCCAAGGUCCAGGCCCAGGGAGAGAGGCGCGAACCUGGGGAAGAGAAGCCGGCCGGUGUGGGGGAGAAGGGGGAGAAGCUGGAGGGUCCAGGUGGAGCUGGGGGUGGAGAGGAGCCCAGGAAACGCCCAGGGGAGCGGGAUCUGACCCUGUUCCUGUUUGGGAGGACGGGUCGGGAGAAAGAAGAAUGGUUCAGGAGGAUUUUGGUGGCAUCCAGACUUAAGUCUGAGGCUAAUAAAACGUCCAACUGGCCUCACAGACUGGAGGCAGAGAGCAGGAGUAGCAGCCGUGGCAGCCUCAUGGACGAGCCCAGUCAGAAGGACCCUUCCCUGGCCGGAGGGGUCAGGCAGAAGAUGCUGCUGGACUACAACGUCUACAUGGCCAAGUACGUCACCACCCUGCCCCCGCUAGACAGCCCCCCGGCCAGCAGCCCCUCCCACAGCCCAGAGGGCAGCCCUGGAGCCACCAAGAAGUUACCCAGCAGCCCGUGCGAGCGGCCGAGGCGAGGGGCGGUGCCAGAGGCGUGGGUGAACGCCUUGAUAGGCCGGGUGUUCUGGGACUUCCUGGGGGAGAAGUACUGGGCUGACAUGGUCUCCAAAAAGAUCCAGAUGAAGCUCAGUAAGAUCAGGCUGCCAUACUUUAUGAAUGAGCUGACUCUGACAGCGCUGGACAUGGGCUUCUCCAUUCCCAAGAUCCUCCAUGCCUCCAAGCCCUCUGUGGACCACCAAGGUUGGACACUCUCUCUCUGUCUCCCUGCUUUCUCUUCUCCCUCUAUCUUUUCUCCUCUCCCUCCUCCUAUCAUCUCCUCUCCCCCCCCUUUCUGCCUGUUGUUUCAGUCUCCACAUGCCUCUAUUAACCAGAGUAAUUCACAUUUUGCCUCACUCUUCCAUGCAGAACUGGUUUAACUCAGCGAUAUUUGUGGGUUUUCAAACAUGAACUGUUUGUUUCAAGUCCUGCCACAUCUCGAUUGGGAUUAGGUCUGGACUUUGACUAGGCCAUUCCAAAACUUCAAAUGUGUGGCUUUUUAGCCAUUUUCAUGUAGACUUGAUUGUGUGUUUUGGAUCAUUGUCAUGCUGCAUGACCCAGCUGCGCUUCAGCUUCAGCUCACAGACGGAUGGCCUGACAUUCUCAUGUAGAAUUCUCUGAUACAGAGAAGAAUUCAUGGUACCAUCCCAGUACCACCACCAUGCUCAACCGUUGGCAUAAGGUUCUUACUGUGGAAUGCAGUGUUUGAUUUUUGCCAGGCACAAUGGGACCCAUGUCGUCCAAAAUGUUAUACGUUUGACUCAUCUAGCCAUAAAACAAAAAUAAAAACAUUUUUUAAAUUUUUUUAAAGGAUCAUCCAGGUGCUUUUUGACAAACGUAAGUCAACUUUGUGGAUGAGAUGGGUCCCAUUAUGUCUUGGUAUUGGGUGUUGCAUAACUUUGUUUAUGAAAUAAAUCAAUUAAGUAAUUGUUUUGUUAUUUGUUCACUCAGGUUCCCUUUAUCUAAUAUUAGGUUUGGUUGAAGAUCUGAUAACAUUCAGUAUGAAAAAUAUGCAAAAGUAGAGAAAGUUAGAAAGGGGGCAGAUACUUUUUCACAACACUGUAUAUGUUAUUGAUUAGGAUCUAAAAGGCCAAACUAGAUCAGCACUCCAACUGAGAAUGUGAAUACAGCCCGAGGCACAUUCAUUCCUGCAUUGAUAUGUCUGACUUUGGGACGGGAUGAGGGGGAGAAGUGGGAGGCUAGUGAGUGGGAGGUCAUAUUGAUCCAGUCAUUUAACUAUAUUCUGAUGUAGGGGAUACAGUUGCGAGUGUGUGGGUUAAGUCUGUUUUUCAUGUUUUACCUGAAAAACCUUUCAUUGCUAAGCUUGAAUGUCUCACUGUCUCGCUUUAACGGGCCACUUCUCCUUAAAGGCCCAGUGCAGUCAAAAUGCAGUUUUUCCUUGGUUUUGUGUCAUAUUGUACAACAGCUGAUGAAACUAACACUUUAAUGGAGUUUUGGCUUACCUGGUGACAUCAACAGGCGGUAUACGUUUUAAUAGACCAAAAACAAAGAGAGUUCUAAACCUCUCUGACAAUACCAGCUAGUUUUCAGUUUUCCCCAUUCAGACCACUCCCAGACUGUCCUAUUCAAAUUAUUGCUUUUUUUGCCAAAAAGCAUUUUGUUUGGGGACCAUUUUAAUUCAAAACAAUCACAGUAGGGUACUUAAUUGUUACCCAGAAAUUAUUUGAUAUUGAGAUUAAAAAAAGGCUGCAUUAGGCCUUUAAAGCUACAGUCUGGGAUUUGGGAAGCUUUCCAUAUUCAAUUCAAGGUUAAGGGUUAAACUCCUACGGCUCUACUGCAGCGUUUCCCAAACUCGUUCCUGGGGACCACAAGGGGUGCAGCGUUUCCCAAACUCGUUCCUGGGGACCACAAGGGGUGCAGCGUUUCCCAAACUCGUUCCUGGGGACCACAAGGGGUGCAGCGUUUC